Messenger RNA from Pipra filicauda (Wire-tailed manakin), 2617 nucleotides. It is a transcript of the gene CPSF7, whose product is annotated as cleavage and polyadenylation specific factor 7. The record is from RefSeq and is a predicted model, not a curated record. Gene Ontology annotation, cellular component: mRNA cleavage and polyadenylation specificity factor complex. Gene Ontology annotation, molecular function: mRNA binding. The transcript has 10 exons. The coding region runs from base 211 to 1596 and encodes 461 amino acids. Gene Ontology annotation, biological process: mRNA alternative polyadenylation. Lineage: Eukaryota; Metazoa; Chordata; Aves; Passeriformes; Pipridae.
CGGGGGGUCGGGGGGGGCCAAGAGGGGGCGGGCGGGAGGUCGCGACCUAUCGCGACAUAUCGCGACUUGCCGCCCCUUCCCAUCGCAUCCUCCCUUCCCGAACUCCCCCCCUGGAUCGGGCUCCGCCGCUCCGCGGGGCCGCAGCACCUUCCGUGUCCCGGCUCCGUCCCGGUCCCAGCCCGGGCUCCCGCUCUUCCCGCCUCUGGAAAUAUGUCCGAGGGAGUGGAUCUGAUUGACAUCUACGCCGACGAGGAAUUCACCCAGGACCCGGAGUUCAGUAAUGCUGACCAGAUGGACCUGUACGACGACGUGCUGACGGCCAGCUCCCAGCCCCAGGACAAGCGCUCCGGCGGCUCGGAAGCACCUCCGGAGAUGCACCCGGAGCCGUCCCCCAAGGCCCACAGCAAACCCCCGGCCAUCCUCUACACCUACAGCGGGCUCCGCAACAAGAGGGCCGCCGUCUACGUCGGGAGCUUCUCCUGGUGGACGACGGACCAGCAGCUGAUCCAGACCAUCCGCUCCGUCGGAGUCUACGACGUGGUGGAGCUGAAAUUCGCGGAAAACCGAGCCAAUGGCCAAUCCAAGGGGUACGCGGAGGUGGUGGUGGCCUCCGAGAACUCGGUGCACAAACUGCUGGAGCUGCUUCCCGGGAAGAUCCUGAACGGAGACAAGGUGGAGGUGAGGUUGGCCACCCGGCAGAACCUGUCCCAGUUCGAGGCCCAGGCUCGGAAACGUGUGCCGCCGCGGGCCCACUCCCGGGAUUCCGUGGACGCCGUGGACGGCCGGGCGACGCCGACGGACAGCGCGCUGCCCCCUUCCCGCAUGGAAAAGCCCCCCUCGGUCCUGCCCUUCUUCAGCCGCCCCCCCGCGCUGCCCCUCAUGGGGCUGCCCCCCCCGCCCAUGCCCCCCCCGCCCCCCCUGUCCUCCGCCUUCGGGGUCCCUCCUCCUCCUCCCGGAAUUCCCUACCAGCACCUCCUGCCCCCGCCGCCCCGGCUGCCCCCUCCCCUGGCCGUGCCCCCUCCGGGGGCCGUUCCCCCCGCCCUGCACCUCAAUCCCGCCUUCUUCCCGCCUCCCACCGCCGCGCUGGGACCCCCCCCGGAUACCUACGGCAAGGCCAUGGCUCCCUACAACCACAGCAGCAGCCGGGAGCUGGGCCCGCUGCCCCCGGCCGUGAGCGAGGGGGAGUUUGAGGAGAUCAUGAACCGCAACCGCGCCAUUUCCAGCAGCGCCAUUUCCAAGGCCGUGUCCGGCGCCAGCGCAGGCGACUACAGCAACGCCAUCGAGACGCUGCUCACGGCCAUCGCCGUCAUCAAACAGUCGCGCGUGGCCGGGGACGAGCGGUGCCGCGUCCUGCUCUCCUCCCUCAAGGAUUGCCUGCAUGGAAUAGAGGCCAAAUCCUACAGCAGCAGCUCCAGCAGCAGCUCCAGGAAAAGGCACCGAUCCCGGGAGCGCUCGCCCAGCCGGUCCCGCGAGAGCAGCCGGAGGCACCGGGAUCUGCUGCACGGCGACGAGCGGCACGAGGAUUAUUUCCCAGAGCGGAGCCGGGAGCACGAGCGGCACCGGGACAGGGACAGAGACAGGGACCGGCACCACUGAGGCAGGAAUUCCGCAGGAAGUGGUUUUUAAUGGACUCGUAUCUCCUCACCUCGACACACCCCGAGGCCGCUCCGCCCCAUCCCGGCCCCUUCCCAGCCACUCCCAGCCCUCUCCCAGCACCUCGUGGCCUUGGGAAUCCCCCCCACCUGCUGCUGCUGCUGCUUCCCGGGGCCAUCCCGCUCCGCUCCGUGGACACUCGGACCCAAAGAGAAAUGGUGCUUUUAUUCCAUGGAGGGAGGUUUGUGAGCCCUUCCCAAUCCAGGGAGGGGGGGGAACGGAGGGGACGGAGCCCUCCCGAUCCCGGGAUCAGGAGCCACGUGCCGGCCUCUGGAUCGCCUGGGGACACUCCUGUCCCCAUCGCCCCGGCGGGACACUGGGCCACUCUCCUCCUUUUCCACCCUCGCCCUCCAGGAGUUGGGAAAAGAGGGGCUGGAGCUGGGCCGGGGGUCACCCCCUUCUCUAUCCCGACAUUCCCCACAGCAGCAUUCCCACCUGAACGGCAGCUCCGGCCUCUCCCGCGGCACCUUCCUUGUUUUAGAGGAAGCGGAGGAGGCAGGGCAGGCUGCGAUUCCCUCGGGUCCCCUCCUGAUCCCUCGGGAUCCCCGAGCAGGAGAGGGAGAGCCCGGGAGGGUUGGGAUGAGCCGGGACACACCGGUGACUUCCAGGGCUGGAAUUGCCCCCGGAGCUAUUCCCAGGCGGGAAAACCCAGGCUCUGGGAAGUCUUUUUAAGUUGAACUCUCCCCAAAAUCAGGAAUAACACCCCCCCUCCCGAUUUCCCAAGCCCCACGAGGUGGGAGCGCUCGGCAGGAGAGGUCCGGGUUUUUUUUACUUAAACGCCACAGAUUUUUAGUUUCUUUCCAAAUAGUGGAGGGGGGGAAAAAAAUUCCCUCAAAAUUGCAGAGCAAAUCCCUGGAAGCCCCAGCGAGGAGCUGCCCCCUCCUGCUCGCAGUGAUUAGAUUUGUCUUUGCAUAGGUUGAAAAACAAUUGUGUAAUAAACUCGAUGACGUUGUCAAGUCUUUUA